AUGAAUCGCUGGGCAGGGCUGUUCCGCUGGCAUCGAAUGCAGAAGGAGAAUGACGGAGAGGAGAAGAAAGCUGAAGGAAACAGUGUGAAACAGACGGCAGAGGUCAAACACAAACUGAACUUGAAAGAUUGGAUGAUUGAUCCCUCAAGCGAAUUUUACUACACAUGGCUUCAGGUCAUGGUCUUUCCCAUCCUCUACAACUGGGUCAUCAUCAUCUGCAGGACGUGCUUCACUGCUAUUGAGGAGGACUACCUGGCAGUAUGGCUCACCAUUGACUAUGUAUCAGAUCUUUUCUAUGUGGCAGAUAUUAUAAUCAAGUUCCGUACAGGUUACCUAGAGCAGGGCAUCCUGGUGCAGGAUCCGACCCGCCUGCAGAAGCAUUACCUGAAGUCCUCUCAGUUCCGCUGGGACCUGGUGUCCCUCCUGCCGACUGACCUGCUGUACCUGCGGCUGGGCAUCCACUGCCCGCUGGUGCGCGUGAACCGCUUCCUGCGGACGCCGCGUCUGUCCGAGGCCUUCGACCGCAUGGAGACGCGCACCUCCUACCCCAACACCUUCCGCAUCUCCAAGCUCAUGCUGUACAUCUUCGUCCUGAUCCACUGGAACGCCUGCCUCUACUUUGCCCUCUCAGGCUACAUCGGCUUCGGGGCGGACCGGUGGGUGUACCCCAACAUCUCCGACCCGGUGUUUGCCGCCGUGCGCCGCCAGUACUUCUACUGCUUCUGGUUCUCGGCGCAGAUCUUCACCACGGUCGGCGACACGCCCCUGCCCAACCAGGAGGAGGAGUACCUCUUCAUGAUCGCCGACCUGCUGAUCGCCGUGCUGGUCUUCGCCUCCAUCGUGGGCAACGUGGGCAACGUGAUCACCAACCUGCGCGACCGCGACAACGUCUUCUUCCCCAACCACGAGCUGGUCAAGGCCUACCUGCGGACGCACCGCAUCAGCAAGGAGCUGCGCGGCCGCGUCAACGGCUGGUACCAGCACCUGCACAUCAACAAGAAGAUCACCCGCGAGAACGAGAUCCUACUGCAGCUGCCCGACCAGCUGCGGACCGAGAUCGCCGUCAGCGUGCACCUGCCCACCCUCUCCAAGGUCACCAUCUUCCAGAACUGCGAGACCAGCCUGCUGGAGGAGCUGGUGCUGAAGCUCACCCCGCAGGUGUAUAGUCCUGGGGAGUAUGUGUGCAGGAAGGGAGAUGUGGGACACGAGAUGUACAUCAUUAAAGAAGGGAAGCUGGCAGUGGUGGCGGACGACGGAGUCACGCAGUUCGCUGUGCUGGGGGAGGGGAACUUCUUUGGUGAAAUCAGCAUCCUCAACAUCAAAGGGAACAAAUCAGGCAACCGUCGGACAGCUAACAUCCGCAGCAUCGGCCACUCUGACCUCUUCAGCCUGUCGAAGGAGGACCUGACGGACGUGCUGUCGGAGUUCCCGGCGGCCAAGCGGCUGCUGGAGGAGAAGGGCCGGCAGAUUCUUACCAAGAUGGGCAUGCUGGAGGACACCGCGGCAGGGGACGGGGCCGCCGAGGAGGAGAAGGUGGAGACCCGGGUGGAGCGCAUGGAGAGCGGCCUGGACGUCCUGCAGACCAAGCUGGCCCGGCUGAUGGCCGAGCUGGAGUCCAGCGCGUGCAAGAUGCAGGCCCGCGUCGACCUCCUGGAGCGGGAGCUGGCGGCGUGGGACUGGGAUGGAGUGCCAGACCAGUAA
Megalops cyprinoides (Indo-Pacific tarpon) is the source of this 1701-nucleotide messenger RNA. RefSeq names its product cyclic nucleotide gated channel subunit alpha 4 (gene cnga4). The transcript has 7 exons. Gene Ontology annotation, molecular function: protein-containing complex binding; cGMP binding; intracellularly cGMP-activated cation channel activity. Gene Ontology annotation, cellular component: intracellular cyclic nucleotide activated cation channel complex; plasma membrane. The record is from RefSeq and is a predicted model, not a curated record. Gene Ontology annotation, biological process: monoatomic cation transmembrane transport. NCBI's taxonomy places the organism in Eukaryota, Metazoa, Chordata, Actinopteri, Elopiformes, Megalopidae. Bases 1 to 1701 code for a protein of 566 amino acids.